Molecule: messenger RNA, 875 nt
Organism: Balearica regulorum gibbericeps (East African grey crowned-crane)
Lineage: Eukaryota; Metazoa; Chordata; Aves; Gruiformes; Gruidae
Source: RefSeq, a predicted model, not a curated record
GUGACGGUCAGAACUUGGUUACCGAAGACGUGACGGUGGUGGAGGGAGACGUGGCCACCAUCAGCUGCCGGGUCAAGAACAGCGACGACUCGGUGAUCCAGCUCCUGAACCCCAACAGACAGACGAUUUACUUCAGAGACUUCAGACCACUGAAGGACAGCAGGUUCCAGCUGGUGAACUUCUCCAACAGCGAGCUCCGAGUCUCCUUGACAAACGUCUCCAUUUCUGAUGAAGGAAGGUACUUCUGCCAGCUCUACACCGAUCCCCCCCAGGAAAUUUAUACCACGAUUACCGUGCUCGUCCCGCCACGCAAUUUGGUAAUUGAUGUCCAGAAGGAAAUCGCCGUGGAGGGAGAAGAGAUUGAGCUGAACUGCACCGCCAUGGCCAGCAGACCAGCCACCACCAUCAGAUGGUUCAAAGGAAACAAGGAGCUGACCGGCAAGUCCGAAGUGGAGCAGUGGUCCGACAUGUACACGGUGACCAGUCGGCUGGUGCUGAAGGUGGGACGGGAGGACGACGGGGUCCCCGUCAUCUGCUUGGUGGAUCACCCCGCGGUCAAAGACUUGCAGACGCAGCGUUACCUGGAAGUCAUGUAUAAGCCUCAAGUGCGGGUUUCUCAGAAUUACCCAGUGCAAGGCCUCACGAGAGAAGGGGAGCCGCUGGAACUGACGUGCGCAGCUUUUGGAAAGCCACAGCCUACGGACAUGAGGUGGUUAAGAGUAGAUGAUGAGAUGCCUCAACACGUUGUAGUGUCUGGUUCAAACCUUCUCAUUAGUAACCUAAACAAAACAGAUAAUGGUACAUACCGCUGUGAGGCUUCAAACGCGGUGGGGAAAUCACAUGCGGAUUACAUGCUGUUUGUAUACGGUACGUGA